AUGGGCAAAAAAAAGCGAAGUCAGGGGCAAAACGCGGAAGAAAUUUCUCCAAUACCAUCCGUGAGCACUUCGGCGUUUGUUAGACAAGUUACAUUUGAUGAAUCUUCAAAAGAACCCAGUGAAUAUUACAUAGAACCGAGCGGUAGAGGUUUAAUAACAAGUCCAUCUGUUGGAACAUUAAAUAGAUUAGAACGACAAAAAAUUGUUCUCUGGAAGAGGCCCUUUCAAACAAUUCAUUAUGCGCUUCGUGAAGUAUUACAAUUAUCAAUCGAGUUCAUCACUAACUUAUGGAUACACAAAGCUCGUAUAUUGUUCGUUUUAUUAUUAUGUGUCGUUGGGACACACAUUUGUCAUACUCCCGGCGCUCACCAACGAUACAUUCAGAGUUGGAAAGUAAAAUUAUUACGAUAUCUCUAUUGGAUAGGUUUGGGUGUAUUGUCAUCUAUUGGGCUUGGAACUGGUCUUCAUACAUUUAUAUUAUAUCUUGGGCCACAUAUAGCUUCAGUCACAAUUGCGGCUUACGAAUGUAAUUCGGUGGAUUUCCCUGAGCCACCAUAUCCGGAAAGAAUUCUGUGUCCAAAUGUGGAAGGUAUCGUAGAGACUGCAAUAGUGACAGUAUGGUCGAUAAUGUCGAAAGUACGUGUUGAAGCACUUAUGUGGGGAGCUGGCACAGCACUGGGUGAAUUACCACCUUACUUUAUGGCGAAGGCAGCGCGAAUCUCUGGUGAGGAACCAGAUGAUGAGGAGUACAGGGAAUUUCUGGCCUACAUUAAUCGAAAUGGACCGAAGGCACCCACAUUUACCGAAAAAUGUAAAGAAGUGAUGGAGAAAGCAGUCACUAGACUUGGAUUCUUCGGCAUUCUUUCUUUCGCUUCAAUUCCAAAUCCAUUCUUCGAUUUAGCUGGUAUAACAUGUGGGCACUUCCUAGUUCCUUUCUGGAAGUUCUUUUUGGCAACUCUUAUUGGAAAAGCUGUCUUCAAAAUGCAUCUUCAGAUGUUUUUCGUGGUGUUGGCUUUCAGUGAAAAUACAGUGGAGCAUCUUAUAGUUCACUUGAAAGCGAUUCCAGUGUUUGGUGUGCAACUUCAUCAGAAAUUAAUGGAGUAUUUAGCGUUUCAGAAAAUCAAGCUCCAUAAAGGUGGAGUCAUGCAUGUUGAGGACAGCACCAUGCUUCAGAAAGGUGCUUCAUUCAUUGUUACGUCUAUGAUAGUGUGGUUUUUACUUUCUAUAAUCAAUUCAUUGGCGCAAAAUUGGCAUAAACGACUUUAUAACGCAAAAAAAAAGAUGCAGUGA
This is a messenger RNA of Cercopithifilaria johnstoni, 1290 nucleotides long. The record is from the annotation of a GenBank genome assembly. Lineage: Eukaryota; Metazoa; Nematoda; Chromadorea; Rhabditida; Onchocercidae.